AGCCGCCCACUUCCGCUUACGUCAGAUUUAUCGCGCCGAAGAAGAAACACACACGAAUUCCAAAUAACGUAACUAAUGCGUUGAGCACGUGCAGUAAAAUGGAUACCUUACUUUUGGUAGCUCGUGAACAGUUGACGUGUCCAGUAUGUCUGGAUCUAUUGAAGGAUCCAGUGACGCUUAACUGUGGACACAGUUAUUGUAUGAGCUGCAUUACAGGCUGCUGGGAUCAGGAUGAUGACAUCGAAAUUUACAGGUGCCCUAAAUGCAGACAGACUUUCACCACAAGACCUGUUUUAGGUAAAAACGCGGUGCUGUGUGAAAUGGUGGAGAAGCUGAACAGCAAACCACAAGCUGGAUAUGCUGGAACUGAAACGUGUGACAUUUGUACUGGGAAAAAACGAAAAGCUGUAAAAUCCUGCCUCGUGUGUUUGGAAUCAUACUGUUCGAAACAUUUAGAACAACACGAGGAGUUUCACUCAAGUAAGCGACACAAAAUGAUGGAUGACUCUGACCGACUUGAGAAGAUAAGCUGCCCUCAACAUGAAAAACCCAUAGAAAUGUACUGCCAUGAUGACAAGAGCUGUGUUUGCACGAUGUGUGUUGUGGAUGAUGGGCAUGCAACCCAUAAUGUAGUGCCACUUACCGCUGCGAGGACUGAGAUACAGGGAAACUUUGAAGAAAGCCAAAGAAGUCUUCAGGAGAGAUUCCAGAACAAAUGUCAAGAGCUGAAGGACGCUGUGGAUACUCGUAAGCGCUCUGCACAGACAGCAGUGGACGACACUGAAAGGAUCUUCGCUGAACUGAUCCGAUCCAUUGAAAAAAGACGAUCUGAGAUGACACAGCUGAUCAGAGAUCAGGAGAAGACUGCAGUGGGUCCAGCCGAAGGACUCAUAAAGCAUCUGGAGGAUCUGGAGCCUAAGAUUGUUGGUUUGGGAACAAAUGCUAAGCUGGAGCAGAUUUUAAAAACCGAAGAUCACAUCCAUUUCCUUCAGAAUAUCAACUUUUUUGAGGUGCCACGUGGAUCUACAGACUCACUGAACACGACUGUCAGUUCAGUACCUGCUUUUGAUGACGUAUUAAAAUCUGUGUCUCAAAUGACAGAGAAACUGGAGAAUGUUUGUAAAGAAGAGAAAGAAAAAAUAUCUGAAAAAGCGAGUUGCAUCGGAAUCAUUCCCACCAUGGAACGUAAAUGCAGGGACAACUUCGAACUAUGUUGGGAUGAUAUAACUUUCGAUUCAAACACUGUGAACAGAUCCCUGUAUCUUAACGCGGACCGCACACAGGUUACUUUCAAGGACACCGUGACACCUCCGGAUUAUUUAGAUCACCCAGAAAGAUUUGAGUUUUGGAGGCAGGUGUUGUGUAUAGAAAGUGUACCCACACGGUGUCGUUACUGGGAGGUUGAGUGGAGCGGGGAAGUAGGCAUAUCGGUGUCAUAUAAAACCAUCACGAGGAAGAGACGGUCAAACAGGUCUAAGUUUGGAGGUAACAGUCAGUCAUGGACUUUGAACUGCUCCUCAGACUCGUUCUCAUUCUGCCAUAGUAACAAAUACACUGAGCUCCCUUUAUUCAAAUCUUCUAGAAUAGGAGUGUAUGUGGAUCAUAGUGCAGGAACUCUUUCUUUUUACAGCGUCUAUGACACAUUAAUGACCCUCAUCCACAGAGUCCAGACCACAUUUACUCGACCUCUCUAUCCUGGGUUUAGAUUAGGUGUUAACUCUGAAGUGAAACUCUGUACCCCGUUUUAAAAUAACACAGCCUUAUAGCUCCAUGUAACCUUAGUUCCGGCGAAUAUGUCUUUGACUUUGUUUAAAGGGACACUCCACUUUGUUUGAAAAUAUGCUCGUUUUCUAGAGUUAACUAGAGUUAAACAUUUGAAACAUUGGAAUCCAUUCAGCUGAUCUCUGGGUCUGGCGGUAGCAUUUUUAGCGUAGCUUAGCACAAGCCAUUAAAUC
Messenger RNA from Misgurnus anguillicaudatus (oriental weatherfish), 1955 nucleotides. RefSeq names its product tripartite motif-containing protein 16-like protein. Gene Ontology annotation, molecular function: zinc ion binding; protein binding. The record is from RefSeq and is a predicted model, not a curated record. NCBI's taxonomy places the organism in Eukaryota, Metazoa, Chordata, Actinopteri, Cypriniformes, Cobitidae.